Molecule: messenger RNA, 1261 nt
Organism: Odocoileus virginianus texanus
Lineage: Eukaryota; Metazoa; Chordata; Mammalia; Artiodactyla; Cervidae
Source: RefSeq, a predicted model, not a curated record
CCCUUGCCUGGCCCCGCCCGUGCCCCUUCUGUGAACUGAAGUCACUCUCCUUUCUUGUGUCACCUGAUGCUCCCUGCCCCGUCCUGCUCUGGGCUCAGAGUCCAGCUGUGCAGCCACGGUCACUGGUAAAGGAUCUACGUGCCUUCCUCUGCACCUCCCUCAUGAGUGCCAUGCACAUGUCAGUCUUACUUCUUGGAAGAAGAGGCCAUGGGUGAUCAGGACCUACCUGGAGUUCUGGUGUCUGAUCUUGAAGGACCACAUGGUAUAUGUGAAGAUCAUGCUGAAGACCUGAAGAGACACUUUAAUCUCAUUACCAUGCAAGACUUUUUGGAAAAUAAAGCACAGCUGGGUCCCAAGAUCCAAGCUGUAUACAUCUGGGGCGGAAGGCCGGCCGUCAGCCAGGAGCUCCUGUGCAGCCUGCCCUCCUUGAAGAUCGUGGCCAGUGCAGGGGCAGGGUUGGACCAUCUGGACCUAGGGCUCGUGGCCAGCUUUGGCGUGAAGGUGGCCAACACACCACAUGCUGUCUCUAGCCCCACGGCAGACCUGGGGAUGGCCUUGCUGCUUGCCGCAGCUCGGAGAGUUGUGGAAGGUCAUCAGUUGGCUGUUUCACCACAUACAGAGAACUUUCCUACAGACUAUAUGGGUCAACAAGUGACAGGGGCCACUCUGGGAAUUAUCGGCAUGGGCAGCAUUGGCUAUAAGAUUGCUCAAAGGGCCAGAGCAUUUGAAAUGAAGAUUGUCUAUCACAAUAGGAAACGCAGAAAAUUGGAGGAGGAGGAAGCUGUUGGGGCCAUUUACUGUGAGAGGCUGGAUGACCAGUCGUCGGACUUUGUGAUGUUGGCUGUGAGCUUGACGCCACAGACCCAGGGCCUGAUCGGGAAGCGGGAGCUGAGGUUAAUGAAGCCCACCGCCAUCCUUGUCAACAUCGGCAGAGGUCUGCUAGUUGAUCAAGACGCCCUGGUGGAAGCCCUUCAGACCAGGCUCAUUAAGGCGGCAGCACUGGAUGUGACGUACCCAGAGCCCCUGCCCAGAGAUCAUCCUUUAUUGGAGUUGAAGAACAUCAUUCUGACACCUCACAUUGGAAGUGCAACUCAUCAAGCAAGACGACAGAUGAUGGAAAAUUUGGUUGAAAGCAUCCUGGCUUCUUUCAGUGGCCUUCCUAUUCCUAACGAAGUGCUGCUUAAAUGAUUUAUGUGAGUUAAGCAUUCAGUGGGAUGGAAACAGCAGAUUAAAUGGGAAAGAAACACUUUUGUAUACUUUA